This is a messenger RNA of Lucilia sericata (common green bottle fly), 2964 nucleotides long. RefSeq lists its product as uncharacterized. The coding region runs from base 1070 to 2020 and encodes 316 amino acids. Gene Ontology annotation, biological process: lipid metabolic process. Gene Ontology annotation, molecular function: oxidoreductase activity, acting on the CH-CH group of donors. The transcript is spliced from 8 exons. Gene Ontology annotation, cellular component: membrane. Lineage: Eukaryota; Metazoa; Arthropoda; Insecta; Diptera; Calliphoridae. The record is from RefSeq and is a predicted model, not a curated record.
CUUGCCAACAGUUUAGCUCCAGACAUAUGCCUUAGACAAACGUAUUCGCAGCUUCACUCCGCUAUAUUUACAGCAGAUUUAUUUUUGUUUAAAAUGUUUUUUUGUUAUACUUUGUACAAGAACAACAAAAAAGUGGUAGUAGACAUGUUGUAAAUUGCGGGAAACGAGAAUGAGCAUCAUUUAACAUUGAAUUAACGACGAAUCGGUGUACACAUGGUGGUCAAAAGAAACAGUUAAAUCUAUAACAAAAAAAAAAAUAAUAUCGAGAAAAUUAUGUGAAGACAAAAUUGACCGAAUGGAAAACCAAAAAUUAUAAAAAAGCAACAAAAACAGCAGAAAAUAUAAACAACAAUAAAAAAACAAAACAAACAAAAAAAAAACUCAUCAUAUAAUGUUGGCCACAGAAGUUAUUGUUCAAUUAAUUGCUCAAUUUUUUUUAAAUUUUUAUAAAUUUUCAAUAAAAGCCUGAUGUCAGUCAAUAUUUCUUGUACGUUGCGUCUCACCCUACGUUUCUAUCACUCUCUCUCGUUCUUUAAAAAAAAACCACAACAAUUCCAUUAAAUGCAACUAAGUACUAACUAUUUUGGAAAGCAUUUAGUUAGUAACAACAACUAACUGCAAUAUUCAGCCAGUAUAAAUAUAAAUAAUAAAGAAUAAUAAUAACAACAUUAAUAUUUAAUAAAUUAUUUAAAACUGCCUAUAAUUUAAAUAAUAAAACAACAAGAAACAAAAUAUAAAUUUCCCAGAGAAAUAAUAAUAAAUUCACUUGCUACUAUAAUAACUCAUUCGCGUAUAUGAUAACACCCCCAAAGCAACCAAAUCAAAUCCACCCACCAUUUAAACGUAAUAUCCGUAAUUAGCGUCACUAUUUGCCAACGUCGACGUCUACAUUGUUGCUAUUGCUGCUGUUUGUUUGUUUGUCAACGGCAUUGAACAAAAAAAAUACACAAAAUAAAUCCUAUUCAGCAGAAUCAAUAUCAAUAUAAUUGAUAUUAUUAUAAUCUAAUAAAUAAUAAUUAUCAAAUUGUAUUAUUUUAUUAACAACAAACAAUAAUAAAUAACAACAAUAAUGGCCAUUAAUAUAUUGGAUUAUGAUCAUUAUGCCAUCAGUGCCAUUGUAACGGUCAGCAUGCAAAUAUUUUUCUUUCUCAUCAAUUCAAUACUUCAAAUGGAUAAAUUAACAGAUUUUGCUGGAGGUGUUAAUUUCAUUAUAAUUUCGCUGUUGACAUUUUUCUUGGGACAAAUAGAUCGUCCAUCAAAGGCCUACGAUAGUCGUCAGUUGAUGGUCACUUUAUUUGUGUGCCUUUGGGGCGCCCGUCUAUCUGGUUACUUACUAUAUCGUAUUGUUAAACUGGGACGAGAUAAACAAUUCGAUGAUACACGUCGAAAUAUCAUUAGAUAUGCUGUAUUUUGGACAUUUCAGGCUGUUUGGGUAUAUAUCGUUUCAUUACCCGUCAUUAUUAUCAAUUCACCACGUCAUUCACAGCCAAAUGCACCCAAAACAAUGACAACACUGGAUUCAACUGGUACGGGUAUGUUUAUAGUGGGCUUGUUGGCUGAAACAUAUGCGGAUUUGCAGAAAUUUUCAUUUCGUCAGGAUCCUGCCAAUCAAGGAAAAUUUUGCAAUGACGGUCUAUGGAGCCUGUCAAGACAUCCGAAUUAUUUUGGUGAGGUGGUUAUAUGGUGGGGUAUUUUUGCAAUAUCACUUAAUGUUAUAUCUGGCCACGAAUGGGUGGCAAUUGCCUCUCCCAUAUUUACUACAUUUAUAAUAUUGUUUUUAUCGGGUAUUCCUUUAAGGGAACGUUCAGCGGAUGAAAAAUAUAAAGAUCAACUGGAAUAUCGUAAAUAUAAAGCAUCCACAUCACCACUGAUACCAGUACCACCAUCUGUUUAUGUCGAGGUACCGGCUGCUUUGAAAUUCAUUUUAUGCUGCGAAUUUCCCAUUUAUGACACAAUGAAGAUCCAAAAAGACAUUAGCCCAUAUUCACUUUCAAUUGCAAGAUCCCACUCACACAUAUAGCAGUCAAUUGCCCACUCUGGCAGUGGGCAACAAGGCUUUCAAGGCACCGUUGGCCAUUCACUACAGAAAUAUGGUGAAACGGGUUCGAUGCAUAGGGGACACUGUUAUGGCGCUAAUGGGGGAGAUGCUGAAAAUCAUAUGAACUGCGGUGGCAGUUGUCGUAAUUCAUAUGUGAAAACAGCAAAUCCUUAUCAAAAUGGUUCGGGAUAUGCGGCUAGUUACGGUCACAAUAUGAACGAACUGGGGCAGCAACCGCACCAAACACAACAGCAACACCAACAUUCACAUCAUUCUCAUCCACAUCACCAUCAUAUACAUCAUCAUCAUCAUCACCAGCAACAACAGCAGCAGCACCAACCCAUGGUACCGAAAGCUUUAGAUGUUGACGAUGAUACAGAUGAUGGCAUCAUCUAUAUGCCGGGACCAUCAUCAGCAUCCAAAAAACAGUCACACUAUUUUCCUCCCUCACAACACUCGAUCGACUUUGAGGAGCCUUCUUCGAUCAUUGAUGUCGAGGAACAAAUUGAACCUGAACUGGAGGAAGACUACGAUGAAGACAUACCGCCUAUUGACCUGAGUAAACCGCCAAGCGUGGAAAGCUUUGUAAAUAAAAUUCGAACGGAAAAGGAAGUACAAAUUAAUGCCGAAGAUUUUCUCCCCAGUGAAAUAAAAUUCGAUGUGGAAAAACUGGUCUGAAAACACAAAAUGGAUGUAAUAAUAUUGAAAGAAAUAUCAUAACGAAUAACAAACAAGAUGUGGGGAAAAUAAACUAGAAACCUAGAUAGAUGCCAUUUAAAAUGGCUUACGUUUGAGGCUAAUUGAUAUCUUUCUAAAACGAAAGAUAUAACAAUUGUUAUUUAUGCAAUGGUUGUGGUUGAGCCAAAACUAACGGAGGAAACCAAACCAACGUUUCAGUGAGGCUAUAUCUUGUUAAAAAAAAAAAA